AUACACGGCUUGCCAGAGCCCCUGGCGACACAUUUGGUAAUUCUCAGAAUUACACCCUAAUCAUAAGCCAGUGUACUCUCGAUCUCUACAGUUCAGUGUGUGUCAGUUUACAUCUAUGCAUCUUCAGCUUGAUUACAUUUAUUAACCUGGCACUUCCUCUGAGGGACUUUAUUGUAGUAUGGUCUUUAAUAAAGAUUGUUAAUAAACAUUAUUGUUUUUCUAUUCAGUGGGUGUGACUCUGCCUUUUCAGAUAUUUUCACUGGUGCCCAUGAUGUUGCAUAGCACCUCAGUUUGAAGGUGAAACUUGCAGAUUUUUUGUCCUUCGAGGUUCCUUUAACCUCCUAAUAGCUGUUAUGUUUUACAGCCGGUGUCCCACUUUGAGCCAAUAAAAUCACAUCUCCUAAAUACCAGUAGUUGCCAAACUAGGUCCAGGGACCCCCCCAGGGGUCUAUAAGGGUUUCAGGGGGCUUAGCUGAAUGAGAAUUAGUUUAAUUUCAAUAUCAUCGCAUUCAUUUACAGAUAGGACCGGCAGAUAUUGCAAAAUUAGUGCUUUGAUGAAUAUUCUCUAGUCAACAAUACUGUUAUUCGGUAAUACAGUUCUGCAUCUCGACACUUAGCAGAAAAUGAGACUCCUCCUCCCUGCCUUCAAAAUCAGGUAAAAACAAUUAUCAGCUAAAUGUCCAAAAAUAAAAACUGAAAAUGAAAGUACUCAUCAUGCCAAAUGACCUGUUUGACACUGUUAGAUUAUGAUGUUGAUGUCUAGCUAUUUAUGAUGCAUUAUUGAUUAAGCAGCAAUUUAUUAUAGGUUAUUUUUGGGUAGUUUAUGGCAUCUUAUCAUAUAAGUUAAUUUUUUUGUUUUGUUAAUAAACUAGGAAGAGUAUCUGUAAAAUAAAAAGAGGAAUAAGGUGCUAUAUUCAUCUCUAAAAUGAUUUUGGGCAGAAGUAUAAUAAAAUACUUAAAGCACAAGAAAGCAGACUGUAACUUUCCACUACUGCAUUAUAUUUAGAUCAAAUAAAACCCUUCUUAGUAUCGCUAUUUUUGUCCAUUGGAGAUCAUUUUUUCUUGUCCAGACAUUGACAUUCAACGCCUGCUUUUCUGGUUGGAGGUUUGGGAGACCAAGCCUCGCGUGCCGUUGUGGGUACAUCCAUCUCAAAGUUUACCCAACAAGCAGGUGGAAGGGGGCACGAUAGGCGCAGAGCAGACUGAAGGACCCAUUCUUGAAGCCUCCUCUCUUUGGCCCCGAGCUGCCCUCUCCGCUCGCCCCCCAUUAUUUGUCCCGAUGGCGGUGCGCGCGGCCCCAAUGAGCCCUCUGGAACGGAACGAAAAGAAGGAGCGAAUUGCAGCUGUGACGUGGGCGUUGUUGUUCCAUUCAACGUGUUCGCCAUGGCAACGGGGCAGAGGCCUGGAAGCACGCAGCUACUCUCUCUGGACCGCGUCCUGAGGGCACAGAGGCAGCUGGAAGUUUCUCCUGAUGAGCAUUCCUGUUUUAUGGCGCAAAAUAUACCAAAUAUUCUACUUCACUUGAAUGAACACUGGAUCAAUUUAAAUUCUUUGAGACUUUGGGCCCAAAAAGUUCUGUUCUUGGGUGCAUAACUGUUGCCACUACAUCAAUUAAUGUGUAAAUUGAAUGUACCUUGUGCAACUUUUACGCACCAUUUUGACGCUCCAAACGAUUACAUUUGACCAACUGACCCAGAAUCAUGCUAAGCCACUUUCAAACCCUGUUUUUUUAAUUGUAUAGCUGAGCUCAUUUCUGUUUACACUCGACACCCCGAUUUCUUCCUCCACUUUGUACUCUAGUAUGCUGCAGGACUACUAGUAUUGUUGGGCAGAGUGACUGGGGUUUCUGUACAAUCUCCCGUGACCAAUGAGCGGGGUGCUGUCAGGGGUAACCACAUCUGUCAACCGUUCUUGGCCAAUAAAGAGCGGAGCGAGGCGGACCACAGGUGCGCGCCUCUGCGUCCCCUUGGCAAAGCGCCCGGGAGAUGCUGGAGAGAGACGCCUCGCUGCCCCGUGGCGCAAAAGAGUUACUGUCAAAGACAGCCUCCUUUUAACUCCAGCUAUCACUCUGGCUCCGAUAGUUAUGGCGACCGCAACGUCCAACCACUACAGCGUCCUCACCACCCCCAGCAGCGCGCCGCCGCCGCACUCAGAGUCCGGGAGCAUGCAGCAGGCGGCAGCCUACAGGGACGCGCACACUCUGCUCCAGAACGACUACAGCACGUUACCGGGCGGUGGACAUCCGCUCAGCCACGCGCACCAGUGGAUAACGGCGCUCUCUCACAGUGACAGCGGAGCGCCGUGGCCAUCUAGUCCCCUUGGAGAACAGGACGUGAAGCCCGUUUUGCACGACAGUGACCGGGAGGAGCUGCAGAACUCUAGCAGUCUGCAGCAACAGCAGCAACAACAGCGACACCCUCACCUAGCGCACCAGCAGGCGCAUCACGACGCCAGAGCAUGGCGAACCAGCACAGCCACCACGCACAUCCCCGGUAUGGCGACAUCUGAGGGCCAGAGCCUGGUGUAUUCCCAGUCCGGUUUCGGUUUGAUGCCGGGGGGAGAGCAAGGGGGGAUGCACCACCACCCCCUGCGGGAUGAGGACCACCACAGCCACAGCCCGCAUCUCAGUGAACACGGAGGCGGCCCUGGGGCCCACCAGCAGUCUCUCUCACACCAUCACCAGCACGGGGGCCAUCAGGAUCAGUCAGACGAGGACACACCGACCUCCGACGAGUUGGAGCAGUUUGCCAAGCAGUUCAAACAGCGGCGUAUCAAGCUGGGCUUCACUCAGGCGGAUGUGGGACUUGCUCUCGGGACGCUGUAUGGAAACGUCUUUUCUCAGACCACCAUAUGCAGGUUCGAAGCGCUUCAGCUCAGUUUCAAAAACAUGUGUAAACUCAAGCCCCUAUUGAACAAGUGGCUGGAGGAGGCGGACUCCACCUCUGGGAGCCCCACCAGCCUGGAUAAAAUCGCGGCACAGGGGAGGAAAAGGAAAAAGAGGACCUCCAUCGAGGUGGGCGUCAAGGGGGCUCUGGAAAGCCAUUUUCUGAAAUGUCCUAAACCUGGGGCAGCAGAGAUCAACUCCCUAGCGGACAGCUUGCAGCUGGAGAAGGAGGUGGUGAGGGUUUGGUUUUGUAACCGGCGGCAGAAGGAGAAGAGGAUGACACCCGCUGGGGGACAGAUACCAGGAGGGGAGGACAUGUACGGGGACACUCCUCCUCACCACGGAGGACAAACUCCUGUGCAGUGACCCCAGUCCAUCAUUCUGUGCAAAACACGAACCCCUUAAGGAGGUAUAACACCUUCUUAUUUGUUUGAUUCUCUGUGCUGGACCGCCCGGAACUGGAUCUCAGCCAGUUUUAAAUGCUGGACCGUGGGACACACAGUGGGAAUAUACAGUGGCAUUCCAGCACUAAAAAUACGCAGAGAGCUGUAUGAAGAGGUUUCCUGGCGCGGAACUGCCAAGCAUGUUGGGAGACGGCUGGUGUGUACUAACCAAAAAAAAAAAAAAAAACGCAAAAAAAAAAAAAACAGCGACAUCAAGACGAAAAUGCUUUUUCUAUUUCUUCUACCAAGGCGCUAGUGUGUUGUUAUGUAAUGUGUUAUUAAACACAGACAGAGUGUGAUAUGGACACGAAGUGUCCGCGGGGGGAAAACAUAAAAACAAGCUUCGGGCAUAAUGAUAAGUCGCAGUCAUUGUGGGUAAAUAAACGCCAUCUUUCCAUCAUAACAAAAGCAACAGGGGCUCUUCGCUGCUCGUGGCAAGCGAGGGCUGAAAUGGCAGACACCUGCUACAGAGUUACAAAUUAAAGCCAAUACCAGGCAGUGGAAUUGGUUAUUAUUAUUAUUAUUAUUAUUAUCAUUAUUAUUAUUAUGUCUCAAUAUAACCUGACGUAUUGAUUGUCUACUGUCAUUCAUAAUGUAUUUAAAUUAAACAUUUCCCGCGUAGUAAAUUUUCUUACAUUCUGAAUGUAGGCUGGGUUGUAGGAGUCUAUAAUAAUAAUAAUAAUAAUAACAAUAAUAAUAAUGAUAAUAAUAAUAAUAAUAUCAAUGAGAUAGAGUAUUAGUUUAAUGCUUCUCCUUCUGUGCGCCUGUUUACAGUGUGUUUUUGUUGUUUGUUAUUUCUGUACUUUUCCAAAAUGCUGUGAUGAGAAAGACCGAGACUGUCCGGCUGAAACACUCAGAACAAUCGAGCCCAAUUUGCCUUCCUUCUCCUAAAAAAAAAACGACCCUCCCCCCUAAAAAAACAACAAUAAAACAAAACAAAAAAACAA
Molecule: messenger RNA, 4274 nt
Organism: Monopterus albus (swamp eel)
Lineage: Eukaryota; Metazoa; Chordata; Actinopteri; Synbranchiformes; Synbranchidae
Gene: pou3f2a
Product: POU class 3 homeobox 2a
Exons: 1
Coding region: 1868-3250 (460 amino acids)
Biological process (GO): brain development; regulation of transcription by RNA polymerase II
Cellular component (GO): nucleus
Molecular function (GO): DNA-binding transcription factor activity, RNA polymerase II-specific; RNA polymerase II cis-regulatory region sequence-specific DNA binding
Source: RefSeq, a predicted model, not a curated record